AUGCCCCUUCCCUUCAAAGCUCGUCCUCAGCUGCCUGACAAUAAAAGGCUCGCUCUGACCAGGUUAAAGCACCUUAAAAGAAAACUGGACAGAGAUCCCAAAUUUAAAGGUGACUAUGUGAAGUUUAUGGAGGGCAUCUUCAAAGACGGUGAUGCUGAGAGGGCAGACGAACCUUCAGAGCCUGGGCAUGUGUGGUACAUCCCACACCAAGGGGUGUACCACCCCAGAAAACCAGAUAAGAUCAGGGUGGUUUUUGACUGCUCAGCGAAGUACGAAGGCACUUCCUUAAACGACCAUCUGCUGACAGGACCUGACCUUACCAAUGGGCUCACCGGAGUGCUCUGCCGUUUUCGGAAGCAUCCCAUUGCGAUCACCUGCGAUGUGGAGAAGAUGUUCCACAGGUUCCAUGUCAGCAAAAGAGACAGAGAUUUCCUCCGCUUCCUGUGGUGGGAUAAUGGUGACACAGAUUCAGAGCCCAGAGAGUACCGGAUGAAGGUCCACCUAUUUGGCGCAUCAUCAUCCCCAGGCUGUGCUAACUACGGUUUGAAACAUCUUGCCAGCCAGAAUGAGAGUGAGCACCCUUCAGCAGCCAACUUCAUCAGGAAGCACUUCUAUGUAGAUGAUGGCCUCAUAAAUGAACCUCGAGUGACGUACAAGUCACAACGUUUCCCCACAUUGACAAUCAAUGAUCUGAGAGACACUGAUAGAAACACUUACUGCUGCAGCAGCGUUACUGAGACGCCAUGGGACUGUUGGAAACAUGCCGUUCAUCUCACCGUAUCUGACCUUCAGGUGAAGGUGGUUCCUUCCACUGAGGGACAGACAGUCUCUCUGAUGUGCAGCAGCAGCUGUCUUCUGACUGGAAACCCUGCAGCCUACAUCUGGUACAAGAACGGAGACUUUCUCUAUGAGGACUGGUCUCCCUGGUACCAAGAGCUGGUCAGCAGUGACUCAGCAGUCUCAUACUCCUGUGCUAUCAGAGGCUACCAGGACCUCAGAGCCCCUCCAGUCUCAGUGGACUCUGUAACACACACCUGCUUCACUGUGACCUAUGCUAAAGGCAGAAUGUGUUCUUCUGAGCAGACAUCAGCAGAUGAGUCCUGCUCCAUCACAUAUCCCACAGAGUUACAUGUUCAAAGGACUCCAGUCCCUCCAUAUGUGGUCACUCUGACCUGUAAAACCAACUGUCCUCAGACUGAUGUUGUGACUUUACUUCAAUUUAACCCAUAUAAGGAAAUACAUUCAACAGUUUGGAUCUCAGACAGAUUCUACUGUACUGUGAAAGACCAUGAGGACCUGAACUCUGCUCAUGUCUGUGUCAAUGACAAGAGAUGCUGGAGAGUUGUUUAUGCCAGCAGGAGAAUCUGUGCUCUGAAAGGAUCCUCAGUCAACAUCUCAUGUCAAUAUGAUUAUUCUAAAUCCUUCAAGCCAAAGUCCAUUAAUUGGUAUCAAACAAAGAGAGAAAUGAAGGUGCUGACAGAGGAUGGAGGUAAAGUGCAGUUUGAUGGCAGCAAGAAGAACCAACACAUCCUCACAUUGAGAAAUGUUCAGAAGAAUGACUCAGCAGAAUACAGGUUCAAUGUCAGAGAGUUUGAUGAACAUUUCAAUCCAUCUGGCUCUGCUGGAGUUGCUUUGAUCGUCACAGAUCUGGAAGUGAAGGUGACUCCUUCUCCAGAGGUCACAGAAGGUCAGAGAGUCACUCUGACCUGCAGCACCAGCUGUCCUCUGACUCACAACUCAAACUACAUGUGGUUCUUCAACGGUGAACCUCUGAACUCAAACAACAAACAGCUGAUUCUAGAAGCAUUCAGCCAUCAGCAUGCAGGAAGCUACUCCUGUGCUGUCAGAACCGGCUCAAACAUCUCAGACAGAUCAGCUGUGAAGACUCUUAAAGUCCAAAGUGUGACAAUAAUGUGGGAAGUGGUCGCUGCAGGAGUCUCUGCUGUUCUGCUGCUCUUCAUUCUCCUCUCUGUGAUCGUGUGUGUGAGAACAAAGAGGACUUCUACUCAAUCUCCUGGAAAUGAAGGUUGGAGCAGCUUGCAGCAGAGUGCCGACGUCUCAGCUGGAGGAGCAGAUCAGGAGCUUCACUACAGCAGCGUCCACUUCUCCAAGAAGACAGGUCCUCUCUCCUCUUUGGUUCAGCCACAUCAGCCCCGAGAGCCAGAGGGAGACCACUAUGCCGCCAUCAAUUUCAGAGCCAACUCACGUCCAGAGUGAACGUGGCGCCGUCUCACAGCUCACUCACAUCGUGCUGCAGAUCGAGCUGGUUCCACCACAGUCCAGCUCAAAGUGACACCGACUGAUCGCUUCGUU
Molecule: messenger RNA, 2313 nt
Organism: Salarias fasciatus (jewelled blenny)
Lineage: Eukaryota; Metazoa; Chordata; Actinopteri; Blenniiformes; Blenniidae
Exons: 9
Coding region: 1-2217 (738 amino acids)
Source: RefSeq, a predicted model, not a curated record